This is a messenger RNA of Procambarus clarkii (red swamp crayfish), 1114 nucleotides long. Its product is annotated as zinc finger and BTB domain-containing protein 24. The record is from RefSeq and is a predicted model, not a curated record. Gene Ontology annotation, cellular component: chromatin; PcG protein complex; transcription regulator complex. Gene Ontology annotation, molecular function: RNA polymerase II cis-regulatory region sequence-specific DNA binding; DNA-binding transcription factor activity, RNA polymerase II-specific. Lineage: Eukaryota; Metazoa; Arthropoda; Malacostraca; Decapoda; Cambaridae. Gene Ontology annotation, biological process: regulation of transcription by RNA polymerase II.
CACUUUACCAACAUCUAGCCAACAGCCCAGACAACCGAUCAUAGAAAACGUAAAUCUUGCAACGAGAGCUUCAUAAGCGAUCGUCCGCCACCAUCAACAACAUCCGAAACUGUAGGCCACUCUGGGUCUCUGUGGGAGUAGUGUGGCGACAGAAAUGCCAUCCAGAGAAAUUGAACGUUAAAUGUAACAAGAUGCCCAUUUCUGGUGGGCCCUCAAUUGCUCCCCAUUCCUGGCCAUUUCUUUCUUUCCUGUAGGGGGCUUGAAGUUGUGUACUGGUUGCCUGUCAAUGAGGGACUUCUGAUAAAUAACAGUUUGCAAGGUGUAACAUUAAUUUAGAAGUGCAUGCAUGCCACCAAAAUGGAAGAGCAGCAAACUGUAGUUAUUCAAGUGAACAAUGCAGACUGGGACCAACAGACAAUAUCAAACUUUGAGCACCUGCAGGUCUCAAAUUUGGCUACCAUAGAAUGUGGGGCUGUGCAGGAAGUCUCUAAUAUUGGCGAUGUUGUCUCUGAAGAAGCAUCCCCUAGUGAGCACCAUUCAGAACUCGUGAAACUCGAUUUGGAGAAAUUGGACAAUAAAAGCCCAAAGAAAAAUGAAGUAUCUAUGAUGAAAUAUGAGUGCCCUUAUUGUUUAGCAAAACUGAAAACAAAAUUCUCUCUUAAUUCUCAUCUUAAGCUCCACACUGGAGAAAAAUCUUUCAUGUGUGACAUUUGUGGAGACUGCUUUAAAACUAAAGGGGCAGCAGACAGGCACAUACGACUACAUUAUCAUAAGAAGGAGUAUUUUUGUGGAUUGUGUGGUGCAGAGUUUGCUAGUAAAUUCUCAUGCACUAAACACAUGAAAAGCUCUCAUAGAGUUCCAGCGAGUGAUGUUAACAUGUUUAGAUUGAAAGAAGAAGUGUUAGAUGAAGGGGAAAAUGUUCUACUUAUCAAAGUGAUUAGGAAUGGAGAGGCAUUUAAGAGAAGGUUCAGAUUUGUUAAGGGUGUGUGAAAUGAAGGAUUUUCAUGAAAUUACAUCAUUUUUUUCUUUGAAAUGUGUUUUGUCAUGCAUUGUAUGCUUUUAAGUAUUUUUGUUACACCUGUAAUGAAAUUCUUGAUAAUAAAGUUAAAAUAAU